CAAAAGAUGCACUCUUAUUAAUCGGUCGAACCGUAUCGACCACACGAAACCUCAAUCGGGUCGGAUCAAUUACAGGCGGCCGCUACAGAAUUUCAUUAAACAGCGGAAGUUGGGUUCCUUUUUUUUCCUCUCGCUGUUAUUAUUUUGAGGGGCCGUCCGUCGUCAGUCUCCGUUGAGAUCCAGCGUAUCUAGUUGUCCGCGCCUCCAGCUUCUCGCCAUGGGGAUUAGGGUUUUCUCCUUCCUCUUCGCUAUCCUCCUCGUGGCAUCUCCCCUCGUCCAUGUUGUUAGAUGCGAGGCGGAUGCAAAUGAGGUAGUAUCCGAAGAUGCUGGUGAACUUGGCAUUGUUGGUGAUGAGGCCCAAGACUUCAGUGACAGUUCUCUUACUUCAGCUGUUGGAGUAGAUACUAUAUGUGUUUUCCCCAAAAACCCAAAAAGAUCUGUUCCAGCAGGAGAGGAGACUGAAUUGCUAGUUGGAAUACAAAAUGAGGGUGAAUCUAGUUUGAAUGUCCUUGCUAUCAGAGCCAGCCUCCACUUUUCUUUUGAUCACAGCAUGUUGGUUCAAAAUCUUACUGUGCAGGAGUUCUACAAUGCUACUGUGCCAUUAUCUUCUCAAGCAACCUUCCCCUAUAUUUUUGCUGUCAGCAAAUAUCUGCAGCCUGGCUUAUUUGAUUUAGUUGGUACCAUAAUUUAUGAGAUUGACCAGCACCCAUAUCAAAGUGUCUUCUAUAAUGGCACCAUUGAAGUUGUUGAGGCAGGAGGUUUUCUCAGUGUUGAAUCCAUUUUCCUUGUGACCAUUGGUGUUGCCCUUCUUGGCUUUCUUGGACUCUGGGCCUAUGGUCAGAUACAGAACUUGUCGAAGAAAACAAAAAGAGCCCCAAAGGUAGAAGUAGGCACCAAGACCACAGAAGCUAAUAUGGAUGAGUGGCUGCAGGGAACUGCAUAUGCGCAGUCUCUUUCAAGCAAGUCGAAGAAGAAAAAGUGAAUUUACAUGUCCUUACGGAUUAAUAGGGCACUGAUUUGUUGUAGUUUGUAAACUACAGUAGUUUUCAUAGAGGAAGAAGAAUUUUCAGUUGCUUGCAAGACGUAGAGUUAAGUUUAGGUGAGGAGAAUAUUAAUAUGAGGUGAUACUUGAUAGUUCUGUUUCCUGUAAUACUUAAUCUGGGUACUGGAUUUAUUGACAGAAAAAAGGAAUGGUAACCCAAGCUGUAGAAUUUUGGCCAAAUUGUCAAAUUGAGCUGCCUUCAUUUUCAUAUCUGGGUACUGGAUUUAGUUA
Asparagus officinalis (garden asparagus) is the source of this 1273-nucleotide messenger RNA. RefSeq names its product translocon-associated protein subunit alpha-like. The coding region runs from base 218 to 982 and encodes 254 amino acids. The transcript has 8 exons. The record is from RefSeq and is a predicted model, not a curated record. Lineage: Eukaryota; Viridiplantae; Streptophyta; Magnoliopsida; Asparagales; Asparagaceae. Gene Ontology annotation, cellular component: endoplasmic reticulum; endoplasmic reticulum membrane.